AUGGCCGACAUAUGCAAGAAGGAAAUUAAUGUCAAAGAACUAGAAGCUGAGUUACAGAAAAAAAUCGACGACGAUGCCCGAUACUGGAGGGAAAAUGAUGCGAAGUUCCGAGCUAUUGAUCAGAAAGUGGCUACGUACGAUGAAUUUAGGGACAUGGUAAAAGCAGCUCAUCUGCAGCCUGUGAAGAAGAGUGAGGUCCAACACAAUCCUGACAAAGCUAGGAAAAGAGUCUGGAAUACUGUUGCUCCAAAACAAAAGGAAAUUUCCCAGGAAAAUUACUGUCAGCAUGAACUGUAUAGAUUGGGCAAAUCAUCUGGCACAAUCGUUCCCACAACACUUCCACAGUUUUGCCAGGAAUGGAGAAGACUUCCCAAGAUAGAACACCUCAGCUUUCUUAAAACAGUAGGAUCAUUAUCAUUGGCCAAGGUGUUACAGUCAGAGCUGCCAGCUGUUGAAUUUGGAGAAAUUAUUAUGGCCCUUUCAGAGUACAGUACUGAAGAUGCCCCAUUUGUUGUCAGUCUGCUGAAAGUAUUUGCAUCUGCUAAACGUUUCAGAUUGGCCGUUCAGUUCCUGAGUGAUGAGCAACAAAAGUCAUGUGAGGCACUGUUCCACAAACUGUUAUCCGAAUCAGCUUCACAUCUUGGAAUUAAUAUGCAAACACUUGAAGAUUUAAGAAAACUUUAUGUUAUGGAAGGCAUACUGCACAGGGAUACUGCAACCCUUCCCCUUACAGGAGACAUGGAGAAGGAGGCUUGGGGGAAAGGGCGCAAUGCAGAGAUGAGGUAUGUGAUGCUGGGCUGUGGCAGAGAAGCUGAUGCAUCAGUUGUACUUACAAAGCAUCAUGAUAUAGUGAAGCUGAGGAGGUGUCAGUAA
This is a messenger RNA of Schistocerca piceifrons (Central American locust), 873 nucleotides long. Its product is annotated as coiled-coil domain-containing protein 103. The transcript is spliced from 5 exons. Gene Ontology annotation, biological process: epithelial cilium movement involved in extracellular fluid movement; inner dynein arm assembly; determination of left/right symmetry. Bases 1 to 873 code for a protein of 290 amino acids. Lineage: Eukaryota; Metazoa; Arthropoda; Insecta; Orthoptera; Acrididae. Gene Ontology annotation, cellular component: outer dynein arm. The record is from RefSeq and is a predicted model, not a curated record.